CUCAGGAAAGAUUUCUUAUUGUUUUAUUACGUUUCUCUAGAAUGUACGUGUUGGCGAAGUGGGCAGGACAUUCGGCGAUUAAUGAGUUACAGGUGUACCGUUGGUAGCUUCACCUUGCCAGGGACGAUGGUGCUGCUCACUUUCUAUUGGCUGUUCGCUGCACCUACUGUACCGAAGAGCAAGACAGCUGGAGCGGCACAUGCACUCGCUCAUGAGCGCUUGCAAACGGUGCGCUGAAGGGAAUUUCUGUGUACAGCGCAGGGAAACAUCGAGGCAACGUCAGAAGCGCUUUGAAAAGUAGUGGCAGAGGUCAUCAUGGAGGCCGGCACUGCUGAACCAGAGGGAAGCAGUGAAGACAUUGCAGGGAAGAAGAAGUCCAAGCUGAAGGUUCUCAGGACGCGCCUUUUCGGGAGGAUGAAGAGGAAGGAGACGGUUGGGCUGAUGAAGCAGAGCCAGUCGACCAGUGAUGUCACCGCUGAGGAGGCUGAGGAGGCAGUGGGAGACUCCACAGAAGAGUUUCUGUAUUCGCCCGCCAUGCUGGGAUCUCGAGCGAUGUCGCACGACAGCAUCUUCUUCGCUGAGGAAGGCCAGGCCGCAGUGGAGCCGGUGCGGAUUCUGUCCCAGGAGAACGUGCAAGGAAAGAUCAAAGCCCUGCAGAUGAAGCUGCAGCAGCAGAAUCUGCGUCUGGGCCCGCCUCCCCUGUUGAUCACUGGGAAGCGUGCGGAGGACACGGGGGUCAGCUCUGAAGAUGACGGGCUACCCCACAGCCCCCCCGAAACCUCCUUCUCCUUGCCCGAGGUCCUGGCCCGGGGUACCCCACAGUUCCCCGACACUCUCAGAAACCAUAGCUCUUUGAGUUUAGCGGGAACAGGAAGUGAAGAGGACGAGCAGGAUUGCCCCCAGCCUCCGUCCCACCCCCACUCCCCACAAGCUAAGUCCACCCCCCCCACACCUGCCUCCCCGCCCGGCGUGGACUUCGACAGCCCCGCCCGCUUCACGCCCUGCCUGGACACCUCGGCAGCCCGGCAUCGCAUGUCCGUCAAGCCCAGGAACCAAAGAGCCAGCGCCAAGGGCCGGAGGCUGCCCUCGGACCGGCCACGUUCUGAAAGCCUGAAUGACCUGGACCAUCCUGUGCCAGAGAGAGACGAAGAGGAUACCGAGGUGGCGAAAGACGCGGUCCGCCUCCGUUCGUACUCCACCCAGGUGAUCCGGUCAGGGGAAGGGGGGGUGCGACGGGACCCUGCCGUGGGGAAGCUGCGUCUCUCUGGUUUUGGAGUGGGGCACACAGACACUGAUAGGAGGGACUCUACCUUGGCGGGGCCUCCCAGCGACCCCAGCAAGCUGGAGGGGCAUGUCACCAUGAACCCCCUCUUCCGCCGGCCCAUUCCACGGGGUCCUGAGGCCCCCCGGGUGCCAGAUCUUGGGACUGGGGAAACCCCGCCCAUUUCAGCUGAGUUGGAGACCAAAAACCCCAGUGUCAGCCAACCACAGGGGGGCAGUGACCCAGUGAGAGAGGUCCUGAAUGACUUGGCACGGAGGGACUCUCAGAACAACACGCUGGCGCCCUCCGCCACACCCACCACUGCUCCUGCAGGCAUUUUGCCCAUCUCAGAGAACAACCAAACCAGAGCUCGUAAAAGUAAUGUCCAGGGCGUGACUCAAGAGCCAGUGUGGCCUCCCAGAACACAGUCCCUCCCCACUCCUCCUGCUGCUGCUCUGAAGUCCACGGUCCCAAGGAUGUCCCUGAAAAAGAACACCGCAGAACAAGCCCAGCAGGACUGCCAGCCCCCUCAGUCACCCCAGUCUGUCACAGUGCCGCCUGCUGGCUCGGAGGACCAGCCGCCACCAGAGGGCACUAAGCAGCAGAGGCCUAAUUCUGGCUCAUUCCGGUUCUCAAUCGCGUCGGCCUGGGACCGACCCCGGGGCGGGAGCCUGCAUGGGAAGGAGGACAAGAGGGGGGUGAAGGAGGAGGUCCUGGCCAGUAAGCCGGAGGAGGCCAAACCGCAGCCCCUGAACCCUGCGUCAGCGUUGAAGUCCGAGGGAGGCUUGCCAGCUAAGACCUCGUUCGUCUCCAAGCAAGAGGAGCAGGCGGUGGCAGUUUCAGAGGAGGCUACACCGCAGGACCAGUCCAGAAACGUGGCGGUAUUUCAGGAGAGGACUGACCCUAACCCCAAGGGCAAAGAGAGCAUGGCUCCCAGUGGCCCAGCUUGGGAGUCUGGGGGUGGAGGUGGGGUGCGGCAGGCCGCUAUGGAGAUUGUGGGGAGAGGGGUGGAAGAAAAAAAGGAUUCGAGAGAGACCCAGAGUGGGGGGUUGGAGGAGGAUGAGAGGUCCAUGUUUGGUGUGAAGCUACGCUCCACCUCCCUGUCCACCAAGUACCGCCAACGGGAAGUGCGGAAUCCAGAGCCGAAAUCCCAGGCCCUUAAUGUGGAGGGCUGUGUCCUGGGCCAAUCACGUGACAUCCAGAGUAGUCCCCUGGGCCAAUCACGGGACCCCCGGCGCUGUUCUCUGGACCAAUCACAUGACCCGGAGGGUGGACUUCUUGGCCAAUCAUGUGACACCCAGGCCCUCACCCCCACUAAAUGCCCCGACCCCGUGCAAAUGCCAAACCUGGUGGCUCAAGGCUCACAAUCACUGAGGCAAGAGAAAGAUCUAGAACAUGCCUGCCUCAAGCCCAACCUACAGAGAAAGCGCACAUUUCCAAACUUUGACCCCCCAACAUUUCCCACAGACCCACGUUCCACCCCCUCCAGCUCCACCAAGUCUGACCCCAGAGACAGAGAGAGACCUGGGGACUCAAAGCGGGGCGGGCCGGCCCCCAAGCCAGCGCCAGCCCCGCCCAAGGAGGCGGAGCCUGUGUCGGAGCCGGUGAUGUCAGAGCCGGUGAUGUCAGAGCCGGUGAUGUCAGAGCCGGCCUGGAUGACGGUGGCGAGGGAGAAGACCAGGAGCCUCCAGCAGCUCUUCACCAGCAGACUGCCCCGGAACCUCACCGCGUCCACACCUUCACCUGCUCCUGCUCCCGCGUCCACACCGGCACCAAAACUCACCCCGCAACCCGCAUCCACACCCGCACCAAAACUCACCCUGCAACCCACACCUUCACCUGCACCCACACCCACACCAAAACUCACCUCGCAACCCACACCCACACCAAAACUCACCCUGCAACCCGCACCUUCACCUGCACCCACACCCACACCAAAAUUCACCCCGCAACCCACACCUUCACCUGCACCCACACCCACACCAAAACUCACCCUGCAACCCACACCUUCACCUGCACCCACACCCACACCAAAACUCACCUCGCAACCCGCACCAAAACUCACCCCGCAGCCUGCACCCCAGACCCCCGCUCCUGCCCCUACGCACCAGCCUGCCCCACAGCUCCCCUCUCUGGCCUUCAUCCCAGGGAGGGGUGACAGGGCACCCCAGGGGACAGCAGAGAGGACGGCCGUGCUCCAGGGCAGGUUGGACAGGGGAGCGCUGCCGGAGAAGAAGAAGCAGGAACAGACGGAGGACAGGAGGCAGGAGAGGGCAGACCGGUCCUUCUCUGUGGGGCGCAAGACAGAACCUAAAGCAGCCCCACCGGACACCCAGAGCACAGCAGCUACUGCGCCACACAGAGGAGAAGCCAAGAUGGAGGGUAGAGCAACCUACAAGGCCCACACCUUGGAAGCAGCUCCCAGCAGCGCUCCUGUCCAGAGCCGACAGAGAGAGGACAGGCAGCCAAGCAGGCCUGAGGUCGCAUCAUCAGCCCCCGCCCUGUCCCGCGGGGGGCAGCCAUCUUGGAUGGAACUGGCCAAGAGGAAGUCCCUCGCCUGGAGCGAUAAAACCAUGGACUGAGAGAGAGAGAGAGAGAGAGAGAGA
Molecule: messenger RNA, 3867 nt
Organism: Conger conger (European conger)
Lineage: Eukaryota; Metazoa; Chordata; Actinopteri; Anguilliformes; Congridae
Gene: cracdla
Product: cracd like a
Exons: 11
Coding region: 316-3843 (1175 amino acids)
Source: RefSeq, a predicted model, not a curated record